AUGACGCAGCCAGUCUACUUUGCUGAUGCUGAAGCUGAAUAUGCAGCGGGUGCGCGACUCCGCUUGAACACUGCCGAAUGGACUAUCUUAUCCCAUAUUAACGAGCACGGCGCCCCCAUGGAACCUGAGGACGCAGCUAACUUCGAUGCUCGUCCAUAUGCUUGCGCUCGCUUCCUAGUAAAAAGGCAUCACCGUGACGAUACUCAGCCUACUCAGCAGGCUUUGAUGCGGGUCUAUAAACAAAUCUUCAUUGUGGGAACAGAGUCGCAGAGCGCUGGGGAACGUGCUCGGCAGGCCAGACAGCAUAUCCCCCUAGAAGAACAGCAAGGAAAUGCGGACCGUGUUCCGGGUGGCUAUAUUCACACCAUUGUCUGGAACAUCGUUCCAGGAAUCCGCCUUGGAGACGCCUGCAGUGCAAAAGUGUUCUGGAGCCUUGCCCGUGCAGAGCAAGACCUCAUUCGCGAUGCCUUUCAGCGUACCCUCCCGGCUCUCCGUUCUACUGGGUAUGAACCCGCGACAGGGACGGCUGAAAACCUCGUUUGGGAUGCAUCUGCACGCAAACUGUUUGUGAACCCCUUACUCCCCGGCUUCUGGUUUGAUAGAGAUUACUGA
Aspergillus fijiensis CBS 313.89 is the source of this 612-nucleotide messenger RNA. RefSeq lists its product as uncharacterized. Lineage: Eukaryota; Fungi; Ascomycota; Eurotiomycetes; Eurotiales; Aspergillaceae. The record is from RefSeq and is a predicted model, not a curated record. The transcript has 3 exons. Bases 1 to 612 code for a protein of 203 amino acids.